Molecule: messenger RNA, 4179 nt
Organism: Neoarius graeffei (lesser salmon catfish)
Lineage: Eukaryota; Metazoa; Chordata; Actinopteri; Siluriformes; Ariidae
Gene: vash1
Product: vasohibin 1
Exons: 7
Coding region: 638-1774 (378 amino acids)
Biological process (GO): regulation of angiogenesis
Cellular component (GO): cytoplasm
Source: RefSeq, a predicted model, not a curated record
UAGCCGGCGUUAGAGCAGCAUCAGUGGCGGUUAACGGGUUUCCAGAGGACCGGGGAGAAAUACGGAGCUGCGGCGGUACCGAGACGCGUGUGUGAGGGAAAAACGGUACCGAAUUAUUUAUUGAGCAGCUCGGAGCAACCUCGGGGACAGACAGAGCGGUGUUUAUCGGUUCUAGUGUCGCUUUUUGUCUUCGCUUUCACACACUUUCUGCUUUUUUACCUCAGAAUAACACUGCUGAGUUUUUAUAUCGCUUUUAUUUGCGUUGUUUUGGCCUGUUUUUGGAGGAAAAUAACUACAGCAGAGCCUCGGCUGAGUGUCGUGUGUUUGUGUGUCCUAGACUCGGAAUAACCGUGUUGUCUCAUUAACGCUAAUUACAGAACAAAAUGGUUAAAAUUAACGAAAGUGAAAUCCUGAAUCUCUUGCUAUUUUUGUCUAGUGUCUGGAAAAUUUCCUCAGAGGUGUAGGCUUUCGCCACAUAGUCCCUAAGUACACCAAAUAAGUGUUAUUAUUAUUAUUAUUAUUAUUAUUAUUAUUAGUGUACUUUUGAAACAACAUGGCGGACAGUUUCUCCAGCCCUUGGUUUAAAUCGGCUAACUGAUCCAGGUAAUUCCUCCAGGUGUGUGGUUAUGAGCCCUAGAUGCCAGUCACGUGCUGUGGGCGUGUCCAUCACUGUGCGUCUCCACGGAGACUGAUGGACAAAGCUGGAAUUGGCAUCUGCCUCAGCCAGCCCCAGUCCAAGUCAAAGGUCAGCGGGGUCCCGAUGCUGCGGCCUGCCCCGAGUCUGGAGGGCGUGGAGGAGAGGGACGAGGAGCAGGAGGACGAUGGAGAGGAAGAUCUGCGAGAUGGAGGGAUCAUGUUCAUCGUCAAUCGGGGAGGGUUGCCGGUCAACGAAGAAACCUGGGAGCAGAUGUGGAGACACGUGACCCGGAUUCACCCACAAGGAGAGGAGGUAGAGAAGAGGAUCCGGGGAGCCAGUGACCUGCCCAAGAUUCCUGUACCUACUGUGCCUACAUACCAGCCAACCACCAGUAUUCCACAUCGCCUGGAAGCCAUACAGAAAUACAUCAGGGACUUGCAGUACAAUCACACUGGAACCCAGUUUUUUGAGAUCAAGAAAAGCAGACCUCUCACAGCGUUAAUGGACAUAGCAAAGGAAAUGACCAGAGAAUGUCUACCGAUCAAAUGUUUGGAGGCUGUAAUCCUUGGAAUUUACCUCACCAACAGUAUGCCAACUGUGGAGCGCUUCCCCAUCAGCUUUAAAACUCAGUUCUCAGGGAGUCACUUCCACCACAUCGUGUUGGGGAUCCACAGCGGCGGCCGGUUCGGGGCUCUCGGGAUGAGCCGACGCGUGGAUCUGAUGUUCAAGCCGCUGGAGUACCGCACGCUCGCUGACUUGCUGCAGGAGUUUCAGACUGCCUAUAAGGGUUACUGGCACAAGCUGCGCAAAGUGAAGAUCGGCCAGUACGUGUCGCACAACCCACACAGCGUGGAGCAGAUUGAAUGGAAACACUCGGUGCUGGACGUUGAAAAGCUGUCGAAAGAAGAGCUGAGGAAGGAGCUGGAGAGGCAUACACGGGACAUGAGGCUCAAGAUUGGCAAGCCAGCACCUGUUUCACCCACCAAGGACAGAAGGAAAGACAUGGGAUCUCCUCUCCGUAAUCCAGGCAGCCCCAUGCGCAAGAACAGCCGCAGUGAGAGGAGACUAUCAGGUGAGAAGAAGUCUGUGGAUCCGAAAGCCUCGGCUGAUAUGAAUGGAUACCAGAUCAGGGUGUGAGCGAGGUCGCUUCUGUUUCAACCCUACAAUUCACAAUGAGCACUCUGACCGUUCUGGGUAAUGACACGGGACAGAAAUGUCUGAAGACGACCUUUUAAAGGACAAUGUUUUUAGACACACAGGACAACACACCAUGGGUGAACUGUCUCGCAAAGUAAUAGAAAUAUAACAUUGUGCAAACGUGAUGCCAGUGUCACUUUUAACAGAUCAGCUGAGCGAACCGAGUUGUAAAUUCACUGCUCUCAGCUGCUUCCUAACUCUGUAAAUAUUUCAAUGUGUGUACUUGUUUAUCUUGUUCUUUUUUUUUUCCCCCUGUAGUUUUUAAUCCACUUGUCAGGUGCCUUGUAAACGCCUCGCCAUCAUGCCACCCUGCUGUUAGCAUGGCUCGCAGGUUUGAUUCGCUCGACACUCAACACAUCUUUCAGAUCGUCUGAAGGCAGGCAGCUGCUGGUUACGCCAAUAAUCUGUACCAGAUCUACAAAAUAUGUGUAAAAGAGGCAAAGCCAGCUUAUAGUGUCCCUGGUUUAUUCCUUCACAGUGUUUGAAUAUUAUUUAGACCUAGUCUGUGUUAACAUGGGUCAAUUUAAAAUUGCUUUUUGAAUCCACACUCCAGUGUAGAUAAAUCUGAAAAUGGCAUCGUGUGGAUAGAAUAAGGGGAAAAGGAGCGCUUUUGGAAAAGCUGACGGCUGUGUCCGAAAUCACUCACCCAUUCACUACUCCCUACUCACUAUCUAGGGAAUUCUAUAUAGAGGACUAUUCUUGGGUUUCACGUGACGUCACAUCCACCUCAUUAGUUAUUCAGAACUUUAGCUGGUGGUCUACCAAAGCUCAACUGACAAAGCGUUUGUACGGAGAAGGUGCAUUGCUCGCGUGAAAAACGCCUUACGCUUGCGUUGUUCAAAUCGAUCAAACCGUGAAACUGAUCAAAGUUCCUUCAGGGUUCCCCGUGAACUAAUAAAGGGUGAACGAACACAGGAUUUCACAAAAAGACGUCGAGAAAGGUGCUUUUCAGUGAACUUCUCGCCGAAAUCGAAGGGAGCCAGGUCAAAGCACGCUCGAGUUUGCAGCGAUCACUUGGUGAAAGGUUUGCAUUUCCGUCUCAGCUCUGUCCUUAGCGUUUUCCGAGUACUUUUCUUGCUAUAUGUUGUUAUUAUACGGCACUUUUUUGAGUCACGAAGCGCUAAAGUCCCCAGCUGUUUCUUUGUUUCCUCCUCACAAAGUCCAUACGCGUGAAGGUCGCGACAAAAUUCUUCCCCAGCCGUACAGUUACAAUGCGCCGUGAUCACUUCUUCUCCGUCUUGUUUAACUAAGAUCCAGGUCUUUACAGGGGUUUCUGAUGAUCUUUGUGAAUGAUUUAGCUGAGAGAUAAGAGCCAAGACAAGUCAGAAUCAAGCCAACUGUUGUUUGUUUACACUUCAACUUGCAGCGCUUCGUUGUAAAGACGCGAACGAAAAGCUUUAAAAAAAAAAAACAAUACAGGAUUCAUUCAGCAGCGACUUGAUGGCGAGGUCCUUUACCCAGCCACAUACAAAACAGUCGUAAGCCUCCGUACUCUUCCACGCUUUCAUCCGUUUUGCGGUGUAGAAGGACGUCUGCAACACCAGAUAGUUCGAGAUGUCGGGGAACUCGACCGAAGGGUAGUUUUCGAGAUCGUAUGACACAUCCUUCUUUCCCAGACUGUAGAGGUCGAUUCCAUUGCACAUAGCAAUCUAAUGAAUAUAUCGAAAGCGAGCAGUGGCUUCUAGAUUACGAGCGUACUCUGAUAACUUAUCACUAGUUGGUUGCACUACGGCAGCCGUUUUGGUUUGCUAGACCACCUGCUGUUUUACCGGAAGUGAAAUCGCUAAGAAAAGUCACGUCUACUCCGUCGCGCCGUUAUUUACAUCAUUACUAUCGCACAAUUAAAAUGUGCCAUAUUAUACUGAGCGUAUUUCCCACAUUAAUAAAUACAAAGUACUUUGUAUCUGCUGCAUCUUUCAGUUCUUUUAAAUCAAGGCUGAAUACUUUCUUCUUUGCCGCUGCGUUUUAUUAAAUCAAAUUUGAGGCUUUUGAUUAAUUCCUCGCUGUAACUUUUAUUCUUAUAUUUUAUCUGUCUGAUUCUAUUUUAGCUUAUUUUCUACUCUCUUACUCUUUUUAAUUUUACUCGAAUGUCUGUUUAUAAUGUAUUUCUUCCUCCGUCCAUUCGCCCCAACACACUUUUUCUCAGUGUGACCACAGUGCAUGAUGGGAUAUAUUGCUUGGUUAGUGACCAUCUAACUUUUUACACUACUUUUCACGAUGCAUUGUGGGAUACUUCGAGUCCAUUAUGUAGGGUGUAAUCUCAUCUCAUUAUCUGUAGCCGCUUUAUCCUGUUCUACAGGGUCGCAGGCAAGCUGGAGCCUAUCCCAGCUGACUACGGGCGAAAG